Molecule: messenger RNA, 1765 nt
Organism: Coniophora puteana RWD-64-598 SS2
Lineage: Eukaryota; Fungi; Basidiomycota; Agaricomycetes; Boletales; Coniophoraceae
Product: translation elongation factor 1a
Exons: 9
Coding region: 63-1445 (460 amino acids)
Biological process (GO): translational elongation; translation
Molecular function (GO): GTPase activity; translation elongation factor activity; GTP binding
Source: RefSeq, a predicted model, not a curated record
CACAUCCCUCCCCUCUCUUCCGUUUUUUUCUCUCGUUUCUCUGUACUCUAAAACCACACAAAAUGGGAAAGGAGAAGACCCACGUUAACGUUGUCGUCAUCGGCCACGUCGAUUCCGGCAAGUCUACCACCACUGGUCACUUGAUCUACAAGUGCGGUGGUAUCGACAAGCGUACCAUCGAGAAGUUCGAAAAGGAAGCUGCUGAGCUCGGCAAAGGUUCCUUCAAGUACGCUUGGGUGCUCGACAAACUGAAGGCCGAGCGUGAGCGUGGUAUCACCAUUGAUAUCGCUCUUUGGAAGUUCGAGACUCCCAAGUACAUGGUCACCGUCAUCGAUGCCCCAGGACACCGUGACUUCAUCAAAAACAUGAUCACUGGUACUUCCCAGGCUGAUUGCGCCAUCCUCAUCAUCGCCGGUGGUACCGGUGAGUUCGAGGCUGGUAUUUCCAAGGAUGGUCAGACUCGCGAGCACGCCCUCUUGGCCUUCACUCUUGGUGUUCGUCAGCUCAUCGUCGCCGUCAACAAGAUGGACACUACCAAGUGGAGCGAAGACCGUUUCAACGAAAUCAUCAAGGAGACUUCGACCUUCAUCAAGAAGGUCGGCUACAACCCCAAGGCUGUCGCAUUCGUUCCUAUCUCUGGCUGGCACGGUGACAACAUGUUGGAGGAGUCCGCCAACAUGCCUUGGUACAAGGGUUGGACUAAGGAGAACAAGUCUGGCACAGUCAAGGGCAAGACUCUCUUGGACGCCAUCGACGCCAUUGAGCCCCCUGUCCGCCCCUCCGACAAACCUCUCCGCCUUCCUCUCCAGGAUGUCUACAAGAUUGGCGGUAUCGGCACGGUGCCCGUCGGUCGUGUUGAGACUGGUGUCAUCAAGGCUGGUAUGGUCGUCAGCUUCGCUCCUUCGAACGUGACUACCGAAGUCAAGUCGGUCGAAAUGCACCACGAGCAGCUCGUUGAGGGUUUACCUGGAGACAACGUUGGCUUCAACGUGAAGAACGUGUCUGUCAAGGACAUUCGUCGUGGUAACGUUGCGUCUGACUCCAAGAACGACCCCGCCAAGGAGGCCGCUUCGUUCAACGCUCAGGUCAUCGUCCUCAACCACCCUGGUCAGAUCGGUGCAGGUUACGCCCCUGUGCUUGACUGCCACACUGCCCACAUUGCCUGCAAGUUCUCUGAGCUUAUCGAGAAGAUCGACCGUCGGAGUGGCAAAUCUCUCGAGGCGUCUCCCAAGUUCGUCAAGUCCGGUGAUGCUUGCAUCGUCAAGCUUGUUCCCUCGAAGCCGAUGUGCGUUGAGAGCUAUAACGAGUACCCGCCUCUUGGUCGCUUCGCUGUCCGUGACAUGAGACAGACGGUUGCUGUCGGUGUCAUCAAGUCCGUCGACAAGACUGAAAAGACCGGUGGCAAGGUCACGAAGUCCGCCGAGAAGGCCGCCAAGAAGAAGUAAAUAGAUGUAGAAGUACUGUAUUCUUCUUUCUUUGGUUUUUUUGCUAUCUCUUCAUCGCCUUCAUACCUGCAACGUGUGUUGUCUUCCCCACGCAAAUCUUGUAUGCACUGUAACGAAUUGCACGCAAGGAGUUGGUCGAGUCCAACUUCUGUACGCUUACUACACUGGAAGGUGCUCGUCAAGAACAUGUGCAUAUUUCCUUUGUAUUAUAAAUGUCGCAUUGUAGUUGGCUUGUGUAAGCAUAUGAUUUGAUCUAACUAGCCACGCAACAUUUGAGAUCUGAGACCCCCUGCAUGUGACAGAGUUCAGGUUUAUAUCCU